Molecule: messenger RNA, 8487 nt
Organism: Effrenium voratum
Lineage: Eukaryota; Dinophyceae; Suessiales; Symbiodiniaceae
Source: the annotation of a GenBank genome assembly
AUGGAGGAGAUGAUGAGCCCCACGAUCCGGACUUUGAAAUAUGCAGCCAUUGCAACAGCAUUGGUACUAGGGUCGGCCACUUCGGCACUGGCAUUCAGCGCCUGCCAGGUGACCGACACCGGCGGCAUUGACGACAACAGCUUCAACCAGACGGCCUGGAAAGGCAUCCAGGACGCGCAGGAACAACUCGGCAUCGAGCCGCGCUUUCUGGAAUCGCAGGCCGAAACGGACUACAUGCCGAACAUCAAUUCGCUGCUUGGCGGGCAGUGCGAUCUGAUCAUAACCGUCGGGUUCCUUUUGGGCGACGCCACGCAGGAAGCCGCCGAGGCCAAUCCCGGCCAGAAGUUCUCGAUCGUCGAUUUCGCCUACGACCCGGCCAUUCCCAACGUGGUCGGUCAGGUGUUUGCGACCGACCAGGCCGCCUUUCUUGCCGGCUAUCUGGCGGCGGGCAUGACCGAGACCGGCAUCAUCGGCACGUUCGGCGGCAUCAAUAUUCCGCCGGUGACGAUCUUCAUGGACGGCUUCGUGCGCGGGGCCGACUACCACAACGCGCAGAAAGGCACCGAGGUCACGGUUCUGGGUUGGGACCUGGACAGCCGCGAGGGCCUGUUCACCAACAAUUUCGAAUCCCUGGACGACGGCCGUGCCUUCGCCCAGAACCUCUACGAUGAGGGCGCGGACAUCGUGCUGCCGGUGGCCGGCCCGGUCGGCCUCGGUUCGGCCGCGCUGGCCGACGAGUUGGGCACGGAUGCGCUGAAGAUCAUCGGCGUGGAUGCCGAUCUGUACGUCACCGACCCCGAAAAGCGCCAUGUCUAUCUCACCUCGAUCCUCAAGCGCAUGGAUUCGACCGUCUUCCAGGUCAUCGAAGCGGCGAUGAACGACACCUUCGAGGGCGGUGUCACGGUCGGCACGCUCGAAAAUGGCGGCGUCGGCCUUGCGCCAUUCCAUGACAUGGAUGCGCUGGUCCCCGACGAACUCAAGGCGGAGAUCGAAGCGAUCCGCCAGGGGAUCAUCGACGGCUCAAUCGACGAAUGCCUGAUCGGAGACCGCAUCGCCAUGGACAUAGAGCUGCGCGGCAUCACCAAACGGUUCGGACCGGUGGUCGCCAAUGCCGGGGUCGAUCUACAUGUCCGCGCCGGCGAGGUUCUGGGCCUUCUGGGCGAGAACGGUGCGGGCAAGUCGACACUGAUGAACGUGUUGUGCGGCCUUUAUGCGCCCGACGAAGGCGAGAUCGUCAUCGACGGCCGGCCCGUCACGUUCGACGGGCCAAGCGAUGCGAUCGCGGCCGGCAUCGGAAUGGUCCAUCAGCAUUUCAUGCUGGUACCGGUCUUCACGGUUGCCGAAAACGUCAUCCUCGGCAUCGAGCCGACCGGCCAGCUGGACUUUCUCGAUCGAGCGGCGGCCCGCCGGCAGGUGCGCGAGAUCGGCGACCAGUACGGCCUGCGCGUCGACCCCGACGCGCUGAUCGAGGAACUGCCGGUCGGGGUGCAGCAGCGGGUCGAGAUCAUCAAGGUGCUUUUCCGGUCCGCCGACGUCCUCAUCCUCGACGAGCCGACCGCCGUGCUCACGCCGCAGGAGGUCGAGGAAUUCUUCGGCAUCGUCAGGGCACUGCGCGAUGCCGGCAAGGCCAUCAUCUUCAUCACCCACAAACUCGAUGAGAUUCUGGAGAUAUCCGAUCGCAUCACGGUUCUUCGCGGAGGCCGCGUUGCCGGACAGGGCGAUCCCGAAACGCUCACCACCCGGCAGCUGGCAGAGAUGAUGGUCGGCCGGCCGGUCAGCUUCGACGUCGAAAAGGCCGCCUACGCGCCUGGCGAUGUUCUGCUGGAGGUGCGGGAACUGACGGUCUUGCGCAACAAUGACGAGAUCGCCGUCGACGAUGUGUCACUGGCCGUUCGCAGCGGAGAGAUCGUCGGCAUCGCGGGCGUCCAGGGCAACGGCCAGACGGCGCUCAUCGAGGCCAUCACCGGUCUGCGCCACCCCGCCAGCGGCUCGAUAAUCUACGAUGGUCGGGACAUAACCCACAGCUCGGUCCGCGCCCGUCACGCCAUGGGGAUCGCCCACAUUCCCGAGGACCGGCAACGCACCGGCAUCAUCGGCGAUUUCACGAUCGCCGAGAACAUGGUUCUCAACAGCUACUAUGACGACCGCUAUGCAUCGGGGCCAUCGAUCCGGUGGCCCGAGGUCAUGCAGCAUGCGGCCCGCUACGCCGCCGAUUUCGACGUUCGGACACCGUCGGUGCACGCCAAGGCGUUUCAGCUGUCGGGCGGCAAUCAGCAGAAGCUCGUCGUCGCCCGCGAACUGACACGCGACACCAAGCUCCUGAUCGCCGCCCAGCCCACGCGCGGCCUCGAUGUCGGCUCGGUCGAAUACAUCCACAAGCGCAUCGUCGAGGCCCGCGACGAGGGUGACGGCGUGUUGAUCAUGUCGUCCGAGCUCGAUGAGAUCGUGGCGCUUUCCGAUCGGAUUGUCGUCAUGUUCAAAGGCCGCCGCAUGACCGAUCAAACGGCGUCCGACCCGCUCACCCAGAAAUUGCUGGAACGCGCCGCCCCAAGCCGGGCGGAGUUCGAAGACUUGGUCAUCGUGCCGAUCUUCGCCGUGAUCGUGGCGCUUGCCGUCGGUGCGCUGGUGAUGCUUGCGACCGCGGUCGACCUGCCGACGAUCGGACAAUCCUAUGUGGCGCUCGUCCGGGGUUCCGUCGGUUCACUCAAUGCGCUGUCGGAAACCCUGACCGCCGCGGCUCCCCUGGUGCUGGCCGGUCUCGGUCUGGCGCUCGGCUUCCGCGCCGGCCUGUUCAAUAUCGGCGCCGAAGGCCAGAUCGUCAUUGGCGGUCUUGUCGCCGUGAUUGUCGGCUUCUCCUUUGCCGGGCUGCCCUGGGCGAUCCAUUUGCCGCUGGCCCUGUUCGCGGGCGCGCUCGCCGGCGCGCUUUAUGCCUCGAUCGCCGGCUGGCUGCGCGCCGCAACCGGCGCGCAUGAGGUGAUCACGACCAUCAUGCUCAACCUGAUCUCCUAUCGCAUCCUCGAUUAUGUCCUGCGUCAGCCCUUCGUGCAGCGCGAGGGGCGCGCCGAUCCGAUUUCGCGCUCGGUGUUGGACAGUGCCCAGUUGCCGGGACUGCUCACCUGGAUCGACCCCAAUCUGCGUGUCCAUGCCGGCGUCUUCCUCGUCGUCUUGGCGGUCAUCGUCGUCUACUGGCUGCUGUUUCGGACCAAGGUCGGCUUCGAAUUCCGGGCGAGCGGCAAGAACCCCGAUGCCGCCCGCUACGCGGGCAUCCGCGCCUCGUUCAUCAUCGUCGCGGCCAUGGCCUGUGCCGGUGCGCUCGCCGGCCUUGCCGGCGCAAACCAGGUGCUGGGUGUGCUCGACCGCGCGUCCCCGGGCUUUUCGGCCGGCAUCGGGUUCGACGCAAUCUCGGUUGCCCUUCUCGGUCGGUCGCACCCGGUCGGCGUUCUGUUCGCCGGCCUCCUGUUCGGCGCGCUGGAAGCCGGCGGGCGGCAGAUGCAGGUCGAUGCCGGUGUGUCCGUCGAUCUGAUCGGCAUCAUCCAGGCGUUGAUCAUCGUGUUCAUCGCCGCGCCAUUGCUGGUGCGGGACAUCUCCCAUUCGCAGCGGAUCGGAACCCCGGCCGACCGGCGGGCCCGCAUCACCGGAGUGGUGCUGAUCGGGCUUGCCUUGUUCGUCGCGGGCGUCUUCAGCAUCGGCGUGACGGGCGACGCGACGUUCCGGCUGUCACGGCCAAACGAUGUCUGGGCCAUACCCAACCUUGUGCUGCCCGCGGCACCCUUCAACUACAUCAUCGCCGCGGUGCUGGCUUUUCUCGGCGCCCGCCAGUUCCUGCGCGGCGGCGGCCGCUGGACGACGCUGUCGUUGGGCAUCGGUCUGGCGCUCGCUGUCGCUGCGUUUCUCGUCUGGGCGACCGCCGGCAAGGCGUUUUCCCUCACCGGCAUGCUGCAGGCGACGAUGGUGCGCGCGGUGCCGCUGGUGCUCGGCGCCAUAACCGGCAUGAUGUGCGAGCGCGUCGGCGUCGUGAACAUCGCGAUCGAAGGCAUGCUGCUGGCCGGCGCGUUCACCGGCGCCCUGAUGGGGUCCCUGCUGGGCGGGGUCGGCGGAUUGAUCGCCGCGAUCGGGAUCGGCGGCCUUUUCGGCUUCAUUCUGGCGGCGCUCGUCGUCACCUACCGCAUGGACCAGAUCAUCGCCGGCGUCGUGAUCAACCUGUUUGUGCUCGGCCUGACAUCCUACGUGUCCAGCCAGGUCUUCGCCGAGCACCGGUUUUUGAACAAUGCGCCCGUGUUCCGCGCCUACAAGGUGCCCAUCCUUGGCGACAUACCGGUCAUCGGUCCGAUGUUCUUCAAUCAGAACCUGUUCGUUUACGGCGCGCUGGUGAUGGUGGGUGUGGCCACCUACUACCUGUUCUACACGCGCAUGGGCCUGCGCGCCCGGUCGGUCGGUGAGCAUCCGCGCGCCGCCGACACGCUGGGCAUCAACGUCUACCGGACCCGCUACAUCAACGUGACCGUGGCCGGCAUGAUCGCCGGAUUUGGCGGCGCCUGGUUCACGCUUGGUUCGGUCGGCCGUUUCGAUGAAAACAUGACCGGCGGCCGGGGGUUCAUCGCGCUCGCGGCCAUGCUGUUCGGCCGCUAUCAUCCGGUCGGCGCGCUGAUGGCCGCGCUGGUCUUCGGCUUUGCCGAUUCCAUGCAGCAGAAACUGGCUUUGCUGCAGACGCCGAUCCCGUCCGAGUUCCUUUCGAUGGCCCCCUACAUCGCGACGAUCAUCGUGGUCGCCGGCGUGGUCGGCCGAACGCGCACGCCGGCUGCCGGCGGCAAGCCAUACAUCAAGGAGAAGGGGCGCGCCUACCUGCUGCUGCGAACGGUCCUGCACGCGGUGCGCGACUGGCUGACGGCCGACGAAGCCGCUCAGCUCGCCGCGCAACUGCCGAUCCUGUUGCGGGGCAUUUACUAUGAGGGCUGGGACCCGUCCGACACGCCGGUGCACCCGCGCGCCAGGUCCGACUUCGUCGCCCGCGUCGAUCACAUGUUCACCAAGGAGCCGCUGGAAGACACCGAAGCGGCGAUCACGGCUGUGCUCGGCGUUCUCGAGCAACAUGUCUCAUCGGGCGAGAUCGAACAGAUCACGCCGCCGGUACCGGACCCGACAACAUCGCCGUCGGUCCGCCUCGGCGCCCUUGUCGCCGGUCUCGCCUAUCUCCUGAUGACCGCGCUCGCGAUUGCGGUCGCCUUCGAUACCGACGCGCUGUCGCGUCUCGCCCGGUCGGGGAUCGAUGGCGAGGCAUGGCCGGCGGAUGUCACGAGCCGCCUGUUGAUCAUGGUGAUCGGGUUCGCUGUCAUCGCCCUGCUCGAUGUUGCGAUUGCCUGGGGUCUGUAUCGUCUGUUCAAGCACCGCCGGCGGCGUCUCGCGCUUGCCAUGUCGGGGAUGCGGAUCAUUUACGCCGUCCUUUUCCUCCACGCAUUGACCCAUGUUGCCGGCGCGCUGGAAAUCACGCGGUCCGCGCCAUUUGACGCGGGCACGCUGGCAGUCGCCAUGGGCGGACUUGAGCGCUUCGAACGCGCCUGGGACAUCGCGUUUUUCUUCUUCAGCACCCAUCUCAUCCUUCUGGGCUAUCUCGUCUACGCCCGCACCCUUGUGCACCGAACCCUUUCGGUCAUGCUGGUCAUCGCAGGUCUGGGCUAUCUCGCCGACAGCACGAUCGGUUUGGCCAUGAACAAGGCACCGUUCGUGUUCGCGCCCUUCACCUUUGUUGGUGAGAUGGCGCUGAUGAUCUGGCUUCUUGCCGUGGCCGCCAGGCCCGGUGUUGCAGGCUGCAGCCUUUGGCCCUGGUGCCUCUUCCGGGGCCCGGCGUUGACCGGUGUUAAGGUGGCCAUGGUAACGGGCGCGGCGGCUGGCAUCGGUCGGGCCACCGCACUGAAGUUCGCCGGGGAAGGCGCCCGGGUGGUCGUCUCCGACAUCGAUAUCGAGGGCGGCGAAGAAACCGCCAGGAUGAUCGCCGAUGCGGGCGGUCAGGCCGUGUUCGUCGAGUGCGACACGUCCGACGCGGACCAGAUCGACGCGCUGGUCGCCAAGACCGUCGACACCUAUGGUCAACUCGACUGCGCCUGCAACAAUGCCGGUAUCGAGGGCAAGAUCAUGCCGCUCGUCGACCAGACCAUGGACAAUUACGAUCGGAUCAUGGCGGUCAAUGCGCGCGGCACGUUUCUGUGCAUGAAGGCCGAGAUCGCCCAGAUGCUGAAGACCGGCGGCGGCGCCAUCGUCAAUCUCGCCUCCGUCGCCGGACUGAUCGGAUUUCCGGGGCUUUCGCCCUAUGUCGCCUCAAAGCACGCGGUCAACGGCAUGACCAAGAACGCGGCGCUGGAAUAUGGAAAGGCAGGCAUCCGCAUCAACUCGGUCUGCCCGGGCGGCAUCGAUACCCGGAUGCUCGAUUCGCUCGCCGAACAGGCUACGCAAGGCGCCCAGGACUCGCACGAGAUGCUCGAUCCGUUGCACCCGAUCGGCCGCAUCGGCGUACCCGACGAGGUGGCCGGGGCGAUCGUCUGGCUUUCUUCGCCGGCAGCGUCCUUCGUCACCGGGAUCAACAUGCCCGUCGAUGGCGGCUUCGUCGCGCAAUGCACUGCCGCACCCGAUUGCGCGGGGCGCCGACCAUUUCAGGCCGCUGUGGGCGCCGGGCGUGGCGUCGCCGUUGAAACGGACCGCAAAGAGAUGACGAAACAACAGCAAUGCACGGAUGCCAGGUCCGUUUCGCCUCGAAUUGCGACGGAGAACGGCUCAUCGCCGGUUGCCGACCCGCAUCCGCAUCGCAUGCUCGACCGCACCGCGCGGGCGACGCUGGCAAGGAUGACGGGCGGGGUUUCGCCCCAUUCGAUCUUCGGGGCCUGGAGCGACUGGGCGCUGCAUCUGGGCCGAUCGCCCGGCCGUCAGCUGGAGCUGAUGGAGCGGGCGCAGACCAAUGCCGUCAGGCUUGUUGCGCAGAUCCUUGCGGAAGGGCCGGAACCGUUCAGGCCGAGAGUUCACGACCACCGCUUCUCACACCCGUCUUGGAACAAGCCUCCCUUCAAUGCGUGGGCGCAGUGUUUUCUGGCGAUCCAGGACUGGUGGGAUGCGGCGACCGAUGAGAUGCCCGGCCUCGCCAAAGGCGACGCCGACCGCACACGGUUCCAGGCCCGCCAGGCGCUCGACAUGAUAUCGCCAUCGAAUUUUCCCUGGUCGAAUCCCGAAAUCAUCGAAGAAACCGUCACGCAAAAAGGGCAAAACCUGAUCGACGGCGCGCGCCACUUCACCGAGGAUGUGAUCCAAACGCUCACGCAGGCGCACAAGCCCGCCCCGCCCGGGUUCGAGGUCGGCGAGCACCUGGCCUGCACGCCGGGUGAGGUCGUGUUUCGCAACGACCUUUUCGAGCUCAUUCAAUAUGCGCCGCAGACCGAUCGGGUUCAUCCCGAACCGGUUCUUUUCGUCCCGGCCUGGAUCAUGAAGUACUACGUGCUCGAUCUGUCGCCGGAAAACUCGAUGGUCGCAUUUCUGGUGCGCCAGGGUUUCACGGUCUUCAUGAUCUCCUGGUGCAAUCCGACGGCCGAUCAGUCGGAACUGUCGCUGGAGGACUAUCGCAGGCGCGGCGUGAUGGCGGCCCUCGAUGUGGUCGACGACAUCGUGCCCGGCGCAAAGGUCCAUGCCAACGGCUAUUGCCUUGGCGGCACGCUUCUGGCGAUUGCCGCUGCCGUCAUGGCGCGGGACGGCGACGAUCGCCUCGCCUCCAUCACCUUGAUGGCUGCGCAGGUCGACUUUGCCGAGGCCGGGGAAUUGCUGAUGUUCGUCGACGAGAGCCAAGUCGCCUUCAUCGAGGACCUGAUGUGGAUCCAGGGCUAUCUGGACCGGCCUCAGAUGGCCCGGACCUUCGCAUCGAUCCGGGCCGAGGACCUGAUCUAUACCCGCGCCGUGAACCGCUAUUUUCUCGCUCGCGAGGACCUGCCCUCGGACCUUCUGGUGUGGAACGGCGACACCACGCGGAUGCCGGCGCGAAUGCACUCGGAGUAUCUGCGCGGGCUGUUUCUGGAAAACCGGUUGAGUGCGGGGCGGUUCGCGGUCGAGGGCCGGGUGAUCGCGUUAAAGGACAUAGAAGUGCCGAUCUUCGUCGUCGGCACCGAAACCGACCACAUCGCGCCAUGGCGGUCGGUCUACAAGACCCAACUGUUUACCGACAGCGAGUUGACAUUCGUCCUGACCAGGGCCGGGCACAAUGGCGGGAUCCUGAGCGAACCGGGCCACAAGGGUCGCCACUACAGGAUCGGGCACCGGCCUGCGGGCGCGCUGUAUGCGGGCCCCGAUGCGUGGCUCGCCCGGCACGAGCCGACCGAGGGCUCCUGGUGGCCGGAAAUGGCGGACUGGCUGGCUUGUCGAUCCGGAGAGCCGGGGCCGCCGCCUUCGAUGGGCCGGUCCGGUGGCGAUGGGCCGACACUGGGCCCGGCGCCCGGCUCCUACGUGCAUCAGAUCUGA